This is a messenger RNA of Drosophila santomea, 321 nucleotides long. RefSeq names its product pupal cuticle protein Edg-91. The coding region runs from base 1 to 321 and encodes 106 amino acids. The record is from RefSeq and is a predicted model, not a curated record. Lineage: Eukaryota; Metazoa; Arthropoda; Insecta; Diptera; Drosophilidae. The transcript has 2 exons.
AUGUUUCAAGCCAGAAUCGUUUGCCUGCUGCUCGCCCUCUGCCUUUUGGCCAUGUUCUUUGCGGGUUCUGAUGCUCUGCCACGCCCACAGGAGGGUCGGGAGGAGGGCGGCGAUCAGGAGGUGAAUGUGGAGGCUGAGGAGAAGGAUCUGGAGGGAGCUGCAUCCUUUGGAUACGGAUACUACUCAUCGCCCUACUUGGGUGGCUACUACGGCGGAUAUUGGCCACAUUACAGCGGCAGUUACUACGGCAUUGGUUAUCCCUACUAUGGAGGUUACUACGGAUUGCAUCAUCACCAUGGACACUAUGGACACUACUACUAG